This is a messenger RNA of Necator americanus (New World hookworm), 2901 nucleotides long. RefSeq lists its product as uncharacterized. NCBI's taxonomy places the organism in Eukaryota, Metazoa, Nematoda, Chromadorea, Rhabditida, Ancylostomatidae. Gene Ontology annotation, molecular function: cadherin binding. The transcript has 23 exons. The record is from RefSeq and is a predicted model, not a curated record. Gene Ontology annotation, cellular component: nucleus; plasma membrane; adherens junction. Bases 1 to 2901 code for a protein of 966 amino acids. Gene Ontology annotation, biological process: cell-cell junction assembly; cell-cell adhesion.
AUGGCUUGGCUUCAACCGGAGCCAAUGGAGCCUAUCCCUGAAGAGGGAAAUGAGGACGCUGGCGAAUGGACAUUAUCACCGACAAGCAGCGGCCGUCGAACUACACGGAAACGAGAAAUAUUCACAUCGGAGCAAGUGGACACGCUCGUCAGUACUGUUCCAAAGGACACCGUGCCAGCCGAUUGGGUCAUCGAAAACGAGGUCGUCGAUCCACAGAUGGCUACAUCUUACGUAACGGAGUCGCUGGUUGGCCCUGCCAGCGCACGUGGAUCAUCGUACACAUACACGUACGAGUCGCAUUACGAUAAUCCUCCAGACGUCGACGACGAAGAGGAUCGGUACGCUGCCGUCGAAGGAACAACUACACAUCAAACACACAAGAUUACACGGGUGACAAAGGUUACGACAACAAGAUCGGUCAGACAAAUUCCUGUGGGAAGUCCUUACUCUGACAUUUAUUUCGAUGCUUCUGGUCUACCCACACCUUCACCUGUCAUCGAAUUCGAUGCUUCUCUAGACGAAUUAGGGCUAAGGUCACAUAGGGAGAGUGAUGAGGGUCGGUCCGCUCCUCCUCCUGCUCCUCCGUUAGGGAAUAGAUAUGUUAACAUAACGGAUGAUCGUGAUGUUCCGUUAGCCCCCAGUGCUCCUGAUAUAGUUGGGACGGCUGUGGGUGAAGUAACGCUGUCAUGGAGUCCUCCACUGCAAAAGCCAGGUGACCGCCCCAUAUUAGGUUAUCAGAUUGAGAUCCGUGAGUUUCCUGAUGGCGAUUGGGAACGGGCGCAUGAUCAGCUUUUACGAGAUACCACAUGUACAAUCACUAAUCUGGAGGGCUGCGUUGGAGAAGUUCAAUUCCGUGUAUCGGCUGCUGGACCGGGUGGCUUCGGUCCACCAUCGAUGUCCACUGGCCCAGUCAUGGUCCCUGUGGAGAUGACAGAGAGAGGUACUAUCGGUGUCCUGCUUCCUCCUGGAAGGCCGACUGCUGUGUCUGUCGACGGCCAUUGUGCUACCAUUGAGUGGACACCACCUGUCGUUGAUUCCAAAUCAGCGCCUCUAGCUGGAUAUCAAGUAGAGUAUCGAGUUUAUGGUACGCUAGAUUGGAUGGUUGCUAACGACGCCUUGAUACCCGACUGUACCUACACAGUUGAGAACCUCCGGCCGAAUGGUGUGUAUGAAUUCCGAGUUCGAGGGCGAAAUGCCGAUGGCUUAGGAGCACCAAGUCGAUCCUCUGGUGCUACUCACAUCAAGCCUGCAGCACCACAGCGUGGAGCAGGGUCAAGACCCAUCGCACCCGGCUUGCGUCCACCGGGUCAACCUCAGUUAGUCGAGGCGGACAUGGAAUGGGUGAAGUUGGAAUGGGCAGAGUCUGAACCAGGUGCGGGCUAUAUAGUGGAGUUCCGAGAAGUCGGUGAUCCGAACUGGUACACAGCGAAUCACCAUCCCAUCUCGCAAACCUGCAUUCAUGUGGAGGGUCUUCGACCUGGAUCCACAUAUGAAUUCCGUGUCAUAUGUGUCGCUGGUGAUUCAGCUUCUGUGCCCUCUGAAGUUUCUGAUGUUGUCUCUUUGCGACCACUAUGGAAACCUCUCUCAAUGCGAGGGGUUCCCACCAAACCUCAACCUCCAGAAUACCUGGACAUUGACGGUGAAAGGAUAACCAUUUGCUGGUUGCCAGCCCAUAGCUCGUUACCUGUUUUGGGAUAUGAUGUGGAAUUCCGAGACUUCCAACAAGACGCCGGUUGGUAUAAAGUGAACGACCAACCUGUUCACGCCUGUAAAAUGACCGUUGGCGAUCUGAUCGUUGGGCACGAGUAUCAGUUUCGAGUGCUGGCUCAUAACGUUGUUGGUUGUUCAGAAGCAUCUGAACCUUCUCCACCAGUUACGAUCCAAGCAAGCGCAACCAGUGAACCGAAAUACCUGGAAGCGGAACGGUUUGGUGCGGUCAGACUUCUUCAAGAGGAGAUGAUUCGAGAAUCUCCUCCGCUGCCUGAAAGAGACGACUCUCCUCCACCUCUUCAUAGAGGAAAAGGGAAUGGCAAUUUGCAGUGGCGUGACCCCUCGUUGAAAGAAGUCAUCGAUUAUCUGGAUCAUCCAGAUAGGGAGAAGCAAUUGAACGCUAGCGGGUACUUACAGCAUUUGACAUACAGCGACAACUUGAUAAAGGAUGAAACCAGAGAGUAUGGUGGUAUUCCUAAGUUGAUACAACUCCUAAGAAGCGACUUGCCAGUCAUACAAAGGAAUGCCUGCGCAUGCUUGAAGAAUCUUUGCUUCGGAAAGGAAAACGAUAGAAACAAGCUGGCUGUGCUCGAUGCCGAUGGGAUUCGAAUGCUGGCUGCUGUUCUACAGACGUCCCAUGAUUCAGGAGUCAAGGAAGAAGCCACUGCUGCACUAUGGAAUCUUUCCAGUGCGGAUAUGCUCAAACCAGUUAUUCUCGAAGGAGCUACCGAAGCACUGGUUCACCAGGUCUGCCCAUCCUCAGUUGUGUACCAACAAAACGGUAUUACAAAUGAUGGUGAUCCAUCACGACAUUUUGCUACGCCGAUUUUCAAAAACGCCACUGGCGUCUUGAGGAAUGUUAGUGCAGCGAAUGCCACUGCUCGUAAGAAACUGCGUGUCUGUCCAAAUCUCAUUGAAAGUCUCGUCCAGUUUCUGACAAUCGCCAUCCAGCGGAACCAAGUCGACUCGCAGUCCGUCGAAAAUGUCGUUUGUCUGCUUCGAAACCUGAGCUACAGGAUUCAAGAAGUUGAGGAUCCUAAUUACGAUCCUGCCACAGCUCACAUACUUUAUAGCAAGGGGAGUAAAUCGGCUCCGAGUAGUCCGAAACCAAAAAAAGACAAGGAGAGAAAAAAGGAUUAUGGUAGAGAAGUGGUCACGGUAGGUGUCAACUUUUCACUUCAAGAAAAUUAG